UUCGACACCUCGCAUUUCGCCCCCCCUAUCUAGUGUCAUCACAAUCAGUGCAACAAAACUCUACCUUCCGGCCCGUAAAACAUUGUUCUCGACAUCCGCCAGGGACGGCUAUUCGUGAUUUUCAUUCCCUUUCUCAUUACCUCCUCGAGCCAAACAAACCUGCCAUUCACAAUUUCACACGUCCCAGUAUCCAACAUGGCUAGUCUCGCCGUUCCCCAACAUGCAUACCUCACUUCCGAGCUCUGGAUCGUUGAAUCUAAACCAAUGAGAAAGACACGCAUCUCAUGUGGUAAAUAUAUCGAACGCCAGGUCGUUCGUGCAUGGAAGCGCGUUACUGGUGUUACUCGGAAACAUCAGCGUGCUUCUUUCCUUCCCAAGGAUUUCAUCCUUGUCACUUCUCACCGCCGCAGCGUGAGGUUGGCUUGAUUAGUUCCGAGAGGAGGCAGCUGUGUUGUCACAACUAUUCACAGGCGGCGCACACAUGGACAGCAGAGAGAUCGGGCUUCUGAAUCGCACACAUUCAUUUUUCUAUCUGGGACAUUAUAUCAUUAUUUGACGU
Messenger RNA from Suillus discolor, 559 nucleotides. RefSeq lists its product as uncharacterized. The transcript has 2 exons. NCBI's taxonomy places the organism in Eukaryota, Fungi, Basidiomycota, Agaricomycetes, Boletales, Suillaceae. Bases 196 to 426 code for a protein of 76 amino acids. The record is from RefSeq and is a predicted model, not a curated record.